Messenger RNA from Pelodiscus sinensis (Chinese soft-shelled turtle), 4845 nucleotides. The record is from RefSeq and is a predicted model, not a curated record. NCBI's taxonomy places the organism in Eukaryota, Metazoa, Chordata, Testudines, Trionychidae.
UGCUGGGGCCGGUAGUCCCUUCUCUGCUCCAGGCCCAGCUACCCAGGCAACGCUCCUUCGUGUACUUAACAUGGCAUCAAGACUACAUCAAAAAGUUUCUUUAAAAGAUGGAAAAUCUCAGUGUAAGAAGAUGCAUGUAAUACUGAACAGCCCUGUGGGAAGAAUUGAAAUAUCUGGAUGUGGAAAAGGUGUACAUGAAAUACAACUUCAGGAAAAUGCUCUGCUACAGAACAGCACUGAGGCAGCCUCGGUUACUUAUGAGGAAUGUGACGGUCCAGAGGAAAUGACAGAACCACUAAAACAAUGCACAGCCUGGCUUCAGGCCUACUUCUGUGAGCCCUGGAUGACCAAGAAACUUCCUAUGCCUCCUUUUCACCAUCCAGUUUUUGAGCAAGAUUCAUUCACCAGACAAGUGUUAUGGACCCUGUUGAGAGAUGUGAAAUUUGGAGAGGCAGUUUCUUACAAGCAAUUAGCAGACCUGGCAGGCAACAGCAACGCAGCAAGAGCAGUGGGAGGAGCAAUGAGAAGCAAUCCUGUUCCGAUUAUAAUACCAUGCCACAGAGUGAUUUGUAGCAGUGGACAGACUGGCAACUAUGGAGGAGGAACUCAUCUGAAACAGUGGCUUUUGUCACAUGAAAAGCUUCAGAAAGAAAAGUUAGCAUAUUGAUGCAGUUCAGCCACAGCUGUUAUACAGCCAAAACACAUAACCAAAGAUACUUGGCUUAUAACAAGCUUUCAGAACACACAGUAGAAUUCAGGAAAAUGGUAAAUAUUUGAGUGACAUAUAAAUAUAAUACAACAUCCGAAGUGAAAUGUGUGGUGGCACUACUAUAUUAAAAAAGCUGGAUGUGUCCUAGGGGACGCAGCUUGUAUGCCCUUUCUUGUUUUUACAUUUUACAGCAGAAUGAGUACAGCGGACUGUGCCUGUUGUGCAUGUAUUUUGUUCCCAUCUCCAGUCCUGUUUUGUUCUAUUUUUAAUGUCCAUUAAAGCAAGGAUAAGGGAGUGGGAGGGGCAUGGCAAAUGUUAGGUGCAACUGCCCCUCUAAGGAAGCAUCUGGCUCACAGAGGGGACAGCCGGCAGUCUGAAGCCUUUGCGUGUUUCUGAGAGCAAAAUGAAAUGCAAAAGCUUCAGCACACACCUCCCUGUUCCUGCCUCGCUUUGUAUUUGUCCAGAUUGAAAAGCUUGUACCUCUGCCAGGAUUGGUGCCCAAGAUUCUCCUGUUUUUCUUUGAUGUUUGAACUGUUGAAAUGAUGUUUUACGUAAACAGUUGUUAAUUAAACACAUUGAGAAUCAUUCAAAAGGAAAUGCCUAUUGAAUUGCCUAUUCACAGCUUUUCUUUUCAAAUUGUUGGAGAUGUUUAAAAGAUACGAAUAAAAAUUAGUUUAUCUUUUAUUGACAUUGCAGUCACUAGUCAGUAAAGAAGAUUCUGGAAAAUUAUUUUAUGCCAAAUAGCUUUUUUCCAAGUAAGCAAUUAAGAUACAGUAGCUUGCUCAAAAAUUUAAAAUGGUUAUAUUUUUGUAUCAGUAAUAUUGUGAUUUUUACUUAUUGUAUUUAGCUUUCAAGUGUAUUAUGCAACACUCUGAGUACUUAGGAAUAAAGCUUUUUUUUUCCAAUAUAGGUUAUCUAUAGAAAAUGUAGGCAAAGGAUAUUGAAGGUAAAUUUUCUGAUUACUUAAAAAGGAUUCCAUGAAAAUAAAAUAUUACAAACUACCAAGAGCUGAAAUUUUCAGUCUGGGAAUCAUAAAUUAUAACAUGGAAAUACUGAUUUUAUAGGGGGUUUUCACAUUCUCAUAGGUGUCUCUUUAGAAAGCUCAUUGCUAACAAAGAAAUUUCUGUAUUAUGUUACAAUGUAUUACUUUGUUAAUGCAGCAUUAUUGAUAUCUUACCUUUUUAAUAAAGUUAUGUUAUGCAUGUACAUGUUUCUGUGGGUAUGUGUGUAAAUAAAAUGCAGUACAUGAUGUAUGGAGAAAAUAAACUAUACCCAACUGUACAAUAUAAGGCUGUAUUUUUAUCAAGGGUUUCUGGUGGCAAUAUAAACCAAGAAAGCAAAGCUCAAGUGGUUUGUACAUGUCACCAGAACCCUGAGAUAAAAAUAUAGCCUUAUAAUAUGUACAGUUUGGGUGUAUUUUAUCUUUUAUAAUAUGUGGAUACCAACAAGCGAGCACAAUGCCUUCUGCAAACUUUAAACUUUUUCAAAUAUUACAUCACUUGCUUCUUAUCUGUAGAUAUUUACAUUUGUUUUGCCAGAAAUGUGUCCUUUUGAAUAGUAAAUGUGAAUGUCAUGAGGACACUGUCAUAUACAGUAAGUGUAAAUCAUUCAACAUGUAGAGGAACAGAUUUUUAGCAAAACCUCAACACGGUCUCCAGUUUUAUACUUCAACUCACAUACACAAAUAUUUGCAACUAUAGUUUGUGUCCACAACCUUUUGCAGGUGCCAUUUAUAUCAUUAGGCUGUCUAAGCAUUUGAUUGUACUUGGGUACUUACAUCAUUUGGACCUGCCUGUUUUUUGAGCUCACAAGUUUAUGAGGAUAAAACUGAAAACCAGGAGAUAGACAAUGAAAAGUUUAACAAUCAGAACAUAUUGAGAACUAAAAUUUAUAAUUUCAUACUGUAAAACAGAAGUUUAUAAAAAAGAAACUAUAUCUGGUAUGCAACUUGUUUGCCUACGUGUAUAUAAUAAUAUAAUUAUAAAAUAAGUACAUUUGCUCCUGAAGCUUUAUUCUGAAUUUUUUUCUUUUUGUGGAAUUUUUGUACUUGUUUUCAAGAUAAGUAAAAUUUAGGUUGAAAAUUAUUGCAGGGCUAUAGCAACAUGCUAUUAGUUUCAGAUAUACAGGAAGAAGCUUUAGAAUGAUAAUAGAAAUUCUCUUAUUAUAAGCAUACUGUUUUGUUGUCUAGGCAGCCUACAUUUAUGAUCUUGCAUACUGUUGUUUGUUUUUGUGUUGUAGGCCAAGCUGCAUAUUCUUUGUCUGCAUGUUUUCCAAUAGAGGGCACUAGAGCUUAGAAGAAUUAAAUGCAUGUGUUUUACAAUGUAUUUAGACCCUCAUUCACCACUUUUUUUCCUCUACUGUUUAAGAAUGAAUUUGAAAAUGAACAGCGGAGUUGAAAUCUCCGAGCUGCCCUAUUUGCAAUGCUUCAGACAGUCUGCCUCAGGAAUUAGCUGUCUAGUAUUAUUACAGUCCUGCAUUCUGCAUCCCAUGUAUGUAUUGUGAAAGGUGCUGUAGUUAGAUAGUAAGAUGAAGAAUGGCCUUUCUUUGCCAGUGAUUUCAGAGAUUGCUAAUGAUGCCCAAACUGCAGACUGGUAUGACCACUAAUGAAGGGCACUAUGACACAAGAACCUCUAGGGGUUCCGUUUCAAGGAGGGGAAUCCACAUUGCUACUUAGGUAUACUGUUAGCAUUCUCUCUCUCUCUCUUUUUUGUAAUAGUGCUGAUUUCCUUGUAUGAUAUCUUGAUUCUGUGCAGUACUCUGGCCAAAUGACCCUCCAUGAUGAAAUACUUAGAACAACACAAAUGAGCUAUUGAGAAUUUGCACCUACUGAAACUAUACAUCAGGUAAUUCUAUUAGGACUCUUUCAUACUCUUGGCAAAAUCUGUGCAUAUGUUACAUUCCAUACCAGUGUUUUUGAAUUAUCAGAAGUGUAGCUUUAAAAAUAAUUUAUCAGAAAAAAAAAACCCAAGGAAGACUGGGAUUUGGUUUUGGCCUGCUGUUGUUGUGUCACAGCAGUACAAUACCAGUUUUCUGUUUUCUGUCUCUGAGGGUUUUCUCUGCCUUGUCAUAAGAGUCUUGAUAUAUGCCCUGAAGUUUCCACUAAAGAAGGCAACAGCAUGGUUCAAACUGGCAUUGUUUUGUACAGGUCUGAGUACUGCUAUGAGAAGCCAGUAGAAAUUAACAUAAAAAGCAAUCACUUGGAGUAGCCUAAAGCCUAUUCUGGCGAGAGGUCACAGCAUAGUUUAUGAAAAUAUAGAACUAAAGAAAAAGUAUUUUUUUUUUAAAAAAAAAUCCAAAUAAAAAAAAGCUAGAAAAAGGAAAUCUAUGUUCUUUUUUACUUGGAAUUGGGUUCCACUGACCUAUCAAGUUUCCUCCCAUUCAGCCUUGCAUUGCUUUGAACUGCUGACAUUGAGACACUGUGCAGCCAGGCACGACAGCUGGCUCUGCAGCAUCUAAUACCAACACAUGCUGUUUUAGCCCAUUUCCAGAGACUAAGAUAAUGAAAGAUUCAAAAAUAAUAUUUGUUUUGGCGGAACUACAUUUAUAAUGAAAUAGAUGCCCUUGACCAUGGGAGAAACUGAAUUUUGCAAUGGGUCAUUCUUUUCCUCCUUUUUUUUUUUCUCCUUCCAUAGAAAACAUCAUCUACAGCAAACCUAAACACAACAGAGAUGUUUUAAAAGAAAUAUGUUGUGUUUUCUGCAUUAGAAAUACAAUAAAAUUGCAUCCGCACUAGUUCUCUUUUAUACCCAAAUGAAAAAUGCAGAUUACAUCCUAUGUAUCAGUACCAAAUGAUAAAGGGCCUCAGGCUUAAAGAUUGUUACAGAUCACUUUCAUGCAAGCACAGUUUUUGAAGAAAUGAGCUCAUACUGUAAGCAUCUUAAACAGUAAACCAAUUCAUUGUAGUCAUAAGGACAUUUUUAAAUGUAAGCCCAAAUUCUGUUCUCCCUGUUCGUGUAAGCAGUCCCAUGAGAAUUAGUGAAACUUCUUGUCUUGGUCAGAAGAGCAGGAUUUGGCCUAUAAAGUGUAUAUUUAAUUUUUCUUCAGUAAUUGCCAGAUACCAGAUUAUACUAUGUUCACUUCCAUGUUCUUUAAUUCAUAUUGAUGUUAAUUUUUUAACAUAUUUAUUUAAUAACUAA